AUGAGAUUAGUGUUCUGGAUAAUAGUAUUUUUAAGUUUAGUCUAAGCCAUCCCAAAGAAGCAAAUAUCAAUUCAUAAUAAAUACAAUACACCCAUAAAUGCUCAAGAUGUUAAAUUAAGUGAAGUAGAUUUAGCUCUAUAUUAAAAUGAUAUGUAAUAAAUUGGUUAAAAGAAUCAUUUGAAAUCUGAAAUUACAAAUUGGAUGUAGGCUAAGACAAGUUUAUUAGAAUAAUUAUCAGCUUUUUACAAUUGUUUUGAAAUAUUUUUAUCUAAAUAACAAUAAAUAGGAAUUUUAUUGGUUUGUGUAAUAUGCUUUGCAUUUUAUUUGAUGGUUAAAUCAGAAGAUAGGAAUAUGAAAUAAAAAAAGUAGAAUACUAAAAAGAAAUAGAAAAAUUGCUAGCAAGAUGAAAUAGUGCAAAUAUUGACUGAAUCUCUUAUUGCAAAAGAAUAAUGUCCUCUUCCAUAGGUUUCUACUAUUAAUGGAUCCCUUCAUUUAGAAGAAAGAGUGUUUUUAUUAUAAUUAAUAUUUUUAGUAAUAAAUCAGCUGAUUAAAUGAAAAACAAUGAACAAUUUACUUUACAUAAACGAUCCAAUUCACAACCAAUCAUUUAACCAAAUUUACCUGAUUAUUCUGCUGAAGAAAUCAAUAGUUUAUUGAAGGACAUUAACUGA
This is a messenger RNA of Paramecium pentaurelia, 671 nucleotides long. The record is from the annotation of a GenBank genome assembly. Lineage: Eukaryota; Ciliophora; Oligohymenophorea; Peniculida; Parameciidae.